GAAUACACUUUGUUUCAAAAUUUUAGGGAUCUUUUCAAGGGCAUUGCUCCCCUGGAUCAAAUGAACGCCCACUGGUGGAAGCUUAGAGAAGAAAUUCAAGGCUUGAAAGCCCCAGUGACGAGGACGGAAGAGGAUUUUGACCCAGGUGCAAAAUACCACGUAGCUUCCGGGAGUCAGUAUGUGAAGUAUUUCGUUAGCACGAUAAUUCAGUUUCAAUUCUACGAGGCUCUUUGCAAAGUUGCAAAAGAAUACGAACCAAACAAUCCGAAGAAGCCCCUGCAUCGUUGCGAUUUCUACCAGAACCUCGACGCCGGAGACGUUUUC
This is a messenger RNA of Notodromas monacha, 324 nucleotides long. Lineage: Eukaryota; Metazoa; Arthropoda; Ostracoda; Podocopida; Cyprididae. The record is from the annotation of a GenBank genome assembly.